AUGGAGCACUAUAGACAUAUGCAUAGAGAGGCCCCUGUACCAGCAAUUCGCAUUCCAGAGCUUUGGCUCGAGUUCCCUGAACUCGCAGCCGCACAUGGCUUGGAGCAACCACCAGCAGAGUGGCGCUCCGAUAGAAUUCUUGGAUCCUUUCCCGAGCUUUGGAGGUCUUUACACGCGGCGCGAUGGCCAGAGAUCGAGACGCAGACUCUUAAGAGGAAGCCAGCAACGCGGCAAGCGCCAGUCAAGCCAGGUACAGCACCUUCAGCGGGAACGAGUGCUCCUCUGGCCUCCCAAGCAGAAUCUUCCAAAGCCUCUAUGAAGCCAGCAACCACCUCGCCGGCAUGGGACCUUACUGCUUCUGCCGCCGCCGCGCCUGAUGUAGUGCAGGGAAAAGCAGGCUUUCCUGGUGCUCCAGUAAAAGCAGCACCUCAGAUAGCACUUGAUAAGGCCGUAUCACCUCAGGAAACUGUGCAAUCUGCAGGGGCCCCCGCUUCGGGGAAAGCACCACCACCUGGUGGUGUGAAAGGUCCUCCAGCUCCGGGGAAAGCACCACCACCUGAUGGUGUGAAAGGUCCUCCAGCGUCGGGGAAAGCACCACCACCUGGUGGUGUGAAAGGUCCUCCAGCUCCGGGGAAAGCACCACCACCUGGUGGUGUGAAAGGUCCUCCAGCGUCGGGGAAGGCACCACCACCUGAUGGUGUGAAAGGUCCUCCAGCUCCGGGGAAAGCACCACCACCUGGUGGUGUGAAAGGUCCUCCAGCGUUGGGGAAGAAGGCGAUGCCUCCUCCGAAAAAAGCAUAG
This is a messenger RNA of Cyclospora cayetanensis, 801 nucleotides long. Its product is annotated as formin-like protein 16. Lineage: Eukaryota; Apicomplexa; Conoidasida; Eucoccidiorida; Eimeriidae. The coding region runs from base 1 to 801 and encodes 266 amino acids. The transcript is spliced from 4 exons. The record is from RefSeq and is a predicted model, not a curated record.